Molecule: messenger RNA, 1069 nt
Organism: Eruca vesicaria subsp. sativa (arugula)
Lineage: Eukaryota; Viridiplantae; Streptophyta; Magnoliopsida; Brassicales; Brassicaceae
Source: the annotation of a GenBank genome assembly
AUGGCGUCUUCUCUUCCUACACUGCCCCGAGUCUUACCUUCCUCAUCAAGCAAACCUUCUUCUCCCUUCGUUAAGUUCAUAUCUCCUACCCUCAAGACCACUACUUCCACUUCCCUCAUCCCAUCUUCUAUCUCCCUCUCUUCACGUCGCACAUCUUCCAUCAUCCCACGUGCCACUGCCUCCUCCUCCUCCGAAGUAUCCAACUCUCUAGCCAAAACCACCUUCCACGGUCUCUGCUUCGUCUUGAAAGACAACAUAGACACCGACCAGAUCAUCCCAGCAGACAAAGCCACCAUCUUCCCUUCCAACCAACAAGAACGUGACGAGAUCGGCUCCAACGCUCUCUCCGGUCUACCAGACUCCCACAAACCCCGCUUCGUUGAGCCAGGAGAGAUCAAAUCAAAAUACUCCAUCAUCAUCGCCGGUGAGAACUUCGGUUGCGGAUCCUCACGUGAACAUGCUCCUGUCUGUCUAGGAGCAGCUGGAGUUAAAGCUGUUGUUGCUCAGACUUACGCAAGAAUCUUUUUCCGUAACUCGGUGGCUACUGGAGAGGUGUUUCCGCUUGAGUCAGAGGUUAGAGUCUGCGACGAGUGUACUACAGGAGACACGGUGACGAUCGAGCUGAGAGAUAGUGGUGGUUUGUUGAGUAACCACACGACCGGUAAGCAGUAUAAGCUGAAGGCGAUAGGUGAUGCUGGACCGGUUAUUGAUGCGGGUGGUAUCUUUGCUUAUGCGAGGAAGAUGGGGAUGAUCCCAUCUCCAUCAGUAGCUUAACUCUUUUCACAUGUGUGUAAAGAGUUUUGUUCUCUUUCACUUAGUUGUUGUUGUUUAUGUAAUGAAUAAGAAAACAUGUUGCAAGAAAAUGAUUGACAAACAAUGUGUUUCAAUUGAUCACAUAUUAGUUACCAAUAUGUGAAAAAGGGUUGUUUGUUUUUAAAAUGAUAUAGUUAUCCUUGUGUUUGUGUUAUAACUUAUUUUAGCUUGAUAAAUAAAUCUGGCUGAAUCAGUAUUAUUUCUGAACAUAGCUAUUUUUACAAAAUCACUCUAUGAGACUUAUAUAGUGGAAUAU